CAACUAGGGAGUUUGGAAUAGUGCAUGGAAGCAAACUAAGACACUCGCAUCCUUCCAGCAGAAAUCUGUGGAUAAAAUUCUCGCACCAUUUUUUCCCCCUCCUGCAUUUGCUGUGGAGUUCCCCGCUGUACCUGUACCUGUACCCGUACCUGUACCCGCACCUGCACGAGACUGAGUCUGGAUAUUUCAUGUAGUGGAAUGGUACAUCCGGGAGUGAGAGAAAAUCAAAGUUUGGCUUGUGAUGCAAAGGUGAACAGAGACGUGAGCAUUUCAUUAUGGAUGUUAUUCCCGUAUGAAGAAGUGUUGGGUCCCGGUGGAUUUGGCGCUGAAUGAAGAAAAAAGCUGUUCAAUGCGGAUAAACCUCAGCAAACCUCAGCAAACCCCGCGCGCAUUUUAUUCGAUAUGAAGUCUCAGUGUCAUUUCCUUGCGCUUGUAAGACGCUCCGAGGUCGUUAGGCAUUUUGGGGGAAACGUUGAGGAAUGUGUGCGACUGACGCGCUCCAUCUGAGUGAAGGCCAGCUCCAGGCUCUGUGUACCAUUGAUCUGAUGAUGGUCAAACUCCGCUGAAGUGAAAGCUUGUGUGAGUGUGUGUGUGUGUGUGUGUGUGUGUGUGUGUGUGUGAGUGAGUGAGUGAGUGUGUGUGUGAGUGAGUGAUUAUUUCUUUGCUCUUGGUUCCUGGAAGCGCGAUCCAAACACUGGCGGGGUGUCGAGCACCGUGCAGCUCUGAAGAUAAUGAAAGAGAAGUCGAAAAAUGCGGCCCGGACGCGGCGGGAGAAGGAGAACAGUGAGUUUUAUGAGCUGGCCAAGCUGCUGCCGCUUCCCUCCGCCAUCACAUCUCAGCUCGACAAAGCCUCCAUCAUCCGCCUGACCACCAGCUACCUGAAAAUGAGACUGGUGUUUCCCGAAGGUUUGGGGGAAUCAUGGGGUCACGUGAGCAGAGCCAGCUCUCUGGACAAUGUUGGCCGUGAGCUCGGAUCCCAUUUACUACAGACUUUGGACGGGUUUAUUUUCGUGGUCGCACCGGAUGGAAAGAUCAUGUACAUUUCGGAGACUGCUUCCGUGCAUUUAGGCCUGUCACAGGUAGAGCUGACGGGGAACAGUAUUUAUGAGUACAUCCACCCCGCUGAUCAUGAUGAGAUGACCGCAGUGCUCACCGCGCACCAGCCUUACCAUUCUCACUUCGUGCAGGAAUAUGAAAUGGAGCGCUCUUUCUUUUUGAGAAUGAAAUGCGUCCUGGCCAAAAGAAACGCAGGCUUGACGUGCGGCGGCUAUAAGGUGAUUCAUUGCAGUGGCUACCUAAAAAUCCGUCAGUACAGCUUAGACAUGUCUCUGUUCGAUGGCUGCUAUCAGAACGUGGGUCUGGUCGCCGUGGGUCACUCAUUACCCCCCAGUGCGGUGACUGAGAUCAAACUCCACAGCAACAUGUUCAUGUUCAGAGCCAGCCUGGACAUGAAGCUCAUCUUCCUUGACUCCAGGGUGGCGGAGCUUACUGGCUAUGAGCCACAGGAUUUAAUAGAGAAGACUCUUUACCAUCACGUCCACAGCUGUGACACCUUUCACCUACGCUGUGCACACCACUUGUUGUUGGUGAAGGGUCAGGUCACUACAAAGUACUACAGGUUUUUGGCUAAGGAAGGUGGCUGGGUAUGGGUGCAGAGCUAUGCAACCAUUGUACACAACAGCAGAUCCUCCAGACCUCACUGUAUUGUCAGUGUGAACUAUGUCCUCACGGAAACUGAGUAUAAAGGUCUUCAGCUGUCCUUAGACCAAGCGGCAUCCAACAAACCAUCGUUUACCUACAGUAGUCCCUCCAACCCGGUCAGCGACAGCAGGAAGGCGAAUAAAAGCAGGGUGUCCCGCACCAAACCCAAAACGCGCCUCUCUCCUUACCCACACUAUCCAGGCUUCCACACUGAGCGCUCCGAGUCUGAUCAAGACAGUAGUCCAUGGGGUGGGAGUCCUCUGACUGACUCUGCCUCCCCACAGCUAUUAGAGCAAAGUGAAAGCAUGGAUGCAUCCUGUGUGUACCGCCAGUUCCCAGAGCCCCGCCCUCUGUGCUACAGCCUGCCUCUGUCUGAGGAGCAUCACACAUCCAGCGAUCACCAAGGUCACAGUAAUUCGCAGACCUGCGAGCGUGGCCGCUGUGAGGCUGGCAGAUACUUCCUGGGUACUCCACAGUCUGGGCGUGAGGCGUGGUGGGGCGCCGCCCGAUCGCUCCUGCCUCUACCCAAGUCCCCACCUGAGAAUGGAGAUGGGUAUGAGUGUGCAAUGCCCCACAUCACCUCCAUCCACAGCCUACAUGUGAGAGGCCACUGGGAUGAGGACAGCACGGUCAGCUCUCCAGACGCUGGCUCAGCCAGUGACUCAGGCGACCGAUAUCGAAUUGAGCACUUCCGCUCGAGCCCACAGGAGCCCAGCAAGAUCGAGACUCUAAUCCGGGCCACGCAGCAGAUGAUAAAAGAGGAGGAGAGCCGGCUGCAGCUGAGGAAGAGUGGUACUGAACCAUCUCUUGGGUCCGCUAAUGGUCUAGCUAAGAGCACCAGCUCCUGCUUCAGUAAUGAGUUUGCCCAGUCAGCGCUUCAGGGAGUUGUGUGUCGGGGUUCAGCUCAGGUGAUCAGCCCCGCCCCCAGCCCCACACCUCUGUCUCGCCUCAGCAGCCCCAACUCUGAUCGGUUGGGCAAAGCCAAAGACUUCCUGCAGACUGAGAUUUCGUCUCCGCAGCAGCAACAGCUGGGCCUUGCGGGCUCCUGCGCCGUCUCUCCCACCCCCGCAGUCUACCCCUCUCAUCCACGCCAGUAUCUGGACAAACACACUGCCUACUCACUCAGCAGCUACACACUGGAGCACCUCUAUGAAGCAGACAGCUUCAGAGGAUACGCACUAGGCUGUGCAAGCUCCUCCCACUACGACAUGACCUCUCACCUGCGCAUGCAAGCCGAGCAAACCACCAGCCAUAAAGGGACCUCCGUCAUCAUCUCUAACGGCAGCUGACGCUCAGACCCUGACUAUGUCUCCCAAAAGAGACAAAACACUCAGUAGUUCAGUAGUGUCCUGUUCUGAGAGCUUUUAUGUUUAUAUUUGCAUUGCUUAGAAGGAUUCUAGACCUCAGUAUUAAGGUAACUCCAUUCAUGCAUUUAAAGUACCGAUGAUUCAGAGGAACAAUAUUUUGAAAAGUCACUAUUGUACAAGAGUAGCUGUUUAAGGAGGUUUUUAUGUCACAAAGUACACUACAGUUUGGGAAAGGAAGUGACUGGUCAAGGAGAAAGACUAAUGUUAUAAACAGGGCUAUGUCCCAUUGAGGAAAAAGGCAAAAAUCAUAAUUAUUGAUGAAUACAAAUUGAGAUUAUCUACACAAAAAUGUAAGUGCAUCAGUAUCAAUCAGUAUUUUUUAUGUUGUUUUUUUGUUUUUGUUUUUUUACUUAUACAAUGGAUUGAAUGAUCUAAUUGUCUAUAAUGAUUAUGGUGAUUUGAGUGACAUUAAUCCCUUUUGAAUUGUUGUAUUUGAGUGCUCUCACUCCCAUUUAUGUCCCAUUCAUUGUUUUCCACAUGCAAAUGAAUUAUUGUUUUAAAUAUAACCCAAAACUGAUGAGACAUUACAUUUUACCAUUGUACAAAAAAAAAUCUGACACAUCUUAUCCAAAUCUAGCAGCAAUCAGACCUUAAAAAAAAGGUUUACAGUAAUGAAUUGGUUUUAAUUGGUGGGUUUCAUCACAAGUUUGAUUUAAUAGCUGCAAUAACGUCACUAUUUCUGAUAACGAUUGGAAGACGUUCGAGAAAUAUAUACAUUUUUGUUUCAGAUUCUAAAUACUGAAUUAAAUUGUAAUGGUUUGAUGUGUCAGAGUAUUUGUCUUAUAUCAGCAUUUGACUUCAACAAGCAAAUAUUCCACCACUCUAGUACAAACAGAGCCAAACUGUGCUGUGGAAAUCAGUGAGGUGGUUUACUGCAAAUCAUAGCUGCAGUGAACUUCUGACUUUUUAGCAGUAUAGCUAAAUUAUCCCAAUGUUUCAAUUCUAUUGACCUUAGUUGAAUAUAUUUCACACACAUGGCAUGAUGUGGGAAAUGGUGUGGCUGCAGGCUGUAACUGGUAAAGCAGGAUGUGGAAUUCUUUAUGCGAUUGUGGACUGCGUGAAUGUGGUGUGAUGGAUGUGGAAGAAGGAGGUACAGUAAUAGGAGGUGGGAUAGGUCUGGUGGUUUGUGAUAUGAAACGCGGAUACAGACUGACAGGGACAGAGCUGUCUGAGCCUCAGCUCGUCCGUCUCCUCUGCUCUCAGGCUGCUUUCUGGCCGGGAGAAACUGGCUCUCUUUGAGACUGCAGUGUUUUCUUACAUUGAGGAAAAUCCUUCUCUAAAUUUAUUUAUGAUGUAAAUAAGCUCAAAUAUGUUUUGAUGCACAAGUGGCAAAUGUAUUUAUUAUGUGAAUGAAAAAAAAAGUUUUCAUUUCGGUUUUAAAUAUAGUUCCAGUCAAA
Ictalurus punctatus (channel catfish) is the source of this 4465-nucleotide messenger RNA. It is a transcript of the gene sim1a, whose product is annotated as SIM bHLH transcription factor 1a. Gene Ontology annotation, biological process: regulation of transcription by RNA polymerase II. The record is from RefSeq and is a predicted model, not a curated record. Gene Ontology annotation, molecular function: RNA polymerase II transcription regulatory region sequence-specific DNA binding; protein dimerization activity; DNA-binding transcription factor activity, RNA polymerase II-specific. Bases 732 to 2990 code for a protein of 752 amino acids. The transcript is spliced from 12 exons. NCBI's taxonomy places the organism in Eukaryota, Metazoa, Chordata, Actinopteri, Siluriformes, Ictaluridae.